GAGUCCGGGCGAACAAGACGCGCGGCACGUCGCUCGUUAGCCGGCGCAGCCGCGAGCCACCGUCCACACGGGCUGCGCUAGCCGGAGGUAGGACGUUCGCUUUCCACUUGGCUACGAGGGCAUCGCUCGACGUACGUCCACGUUUCCGAAUCGUUUCGUGUGCGCUCGGCUGCUGCUAAGAGUGCGUGUGCGCGUACGCACAGUGACGGUGCGUCUUCUUAGCUUGACUGUUAGCAGUGCCAUCGCGUUUUGUGUGUAGCCGUGCUUUCGGAAAGGCAAACUCAAUGCAAAUCAGUGGGUGUGCCUGCGACGACGCUUUUUCCAACUGAGCCGUCGGUUACCGUGUUGCUUGCGCAAGAGUUCUAGUGACCUGCCGCUAAGCGUCCCUUUGGGCCCUGUUAUACUGGCCCCCCAAACACGAAUUUUUUCUGAGCACGUGCGCCCCACGUAUCCUCAAGAUGUUUGUGGAUAUCUCGUCUGACUUAGCCCACUCCUCACGAUUUUGUUAGCGUAUGUUGAAAUGAUUCAAGUCCAUACGUAUUGCGAUUUAUUAUAAAGCGGGCAUCCUAUUGAAGAAAAAAAAACGCCUUGGGCAGAGCGGGGUGAAAGCUUAAUGCGUGUACCUGUGGAGCUGUCCUUUCAAGCACAUGGUCAGUGCCGGUCAGGCGAAACCGGUGCCAAUUUCGACAUAAGCAACUGCAUUUCGUGUCUGCUGCCCUGCGCUUUGUUCAGACGCUGGCUUUGAAACUCUGUCUGCUGAUCCUUAAUUUUGAUACUGAAAACCGACGUUGGCAUUACACAUACUGCCGCCGUGCAGCUACGUCUUCUGGUUGCUAUGCAGUCACUACAAAGCACGAACGCGUCAUUUACGAAUCCUAAGAAAUUGCUUUCACUAUAGAGGUGCACAACUCACUUAAGCAUCAGCAACUAGAGGCUACAAGUUACGAGAGCUCGUGGUGCGCUGUCAUGCACCUCCUGGGUAGGAACUUCCUUGUGGACAGCGCAGAAAACGGCAAAACGACAAGUACCGGCCGCCCCGUAUAUGCCUGAACGGUGGCAUCCCUCGACGAAGCAUUCUCCGUAGUGUACCUAGUUUCAUCCACCGACGCCGACGGGUCGACGACGUUUCAGCUCCGCUUUUCGUUCUCCUCGGAGAGAUGGCACUCGCGUCGGUGGAAGCGCCGGAGAAACCGGGCCACGUGGAGCACGCACCCGUGGCACGGGACGGCUGAUGCCGCCGCCGGGGUCGUCGCGGCGAAGCUGGACGGCGGUCUGUUGCCGAACUCAGGAAUACACGUGUUCGCCGGCACUGCGCAGGACACGACAGUGGUGGGCGCUGGUGGUCGCGACGGCGUCGAUGCUGCUGCUGGCACCUUUGCCGCAGCAGCCGGCCACCGCCGCUGGACUGCCGCUGCCCACUGAGCCUCUGUCCACGAGUUGGCUUGCCAGGACCCGUAGGGACGAGAACGAGGGAAUCGAGAACAGACAUCGCACCGCGAAUGUGGGCUUCUACAUUGGCGACCCGUGCAACCAGACAUGCAGCCGCGUUCUGUACCACGUGUUCUGCAACGUCACCUCCCGACGCUGCGAGUGCAGGCCGGAGUAUCCUGUCAACAUCGAAAACAGACAGUGUGUCAAAGCUUCGUCGCUGGGCGGCCACUGCGACCACGACGAGGCGUGUGCCUUUUCGGUGACUCACUCGUCCUGCCAGAGCAACGAGUGCCGCUGCCUCGACGGACACGAGCCCGACGCACACGCCACAAAGUGCACGCCCACUCGCGGUGUGGCCAUCCUGGAAAGUGCCGAGCUGACAACCAUGGUGAGCGUCAUCGUGGCCUUGAUGGUGUUCACGGCGCUCUUUUGCCUCGUCCUUAGGCUCUUCAGCAAAGCCCGUUUCGGCACGUCCGGGCGUGAUCGCAUGGGCGACGCUGCCUCGCCGCCCCCGGGACCCGCCGUGCUCAGCUCCGUGGACGGGUCCCUCGCUCAGGCGCCGGGCACCAAGGGAGGAGGGCCCGGGUCGCGGCGCACUUCCCGCAACUCGGUGGACUACGCGGCCUCGCGUCGGGCCAGUUGCGGCAUGCUCGCGCCGCCCGCGGACUCGCAGAGCUGUUCCCGCCGCGCAAGCGGCUCCUCGGUCAGGUCGCAGACCUCGCAUCGGUCGGCGGCUUCCAACAGGAGCGGCUCGCUGUCCAGGGUCGGCUCCAGGCAGACCCCGGCAGCGGGGAAAGGCACCGAGGGCUCGGCCGCCGCCGUCGCCGCGGCCGCUGCUGCACCCACCGAGGUGUCGGGCAUCGGGGACGAAGACGAACGGGUCCCGCCGGCGCCCCCGCCGGCCACCGUCGGGGGCCAGCAGAGGAAGCCGCCGCACGAGCCCGCGCGCGGGUCCGCCUCGUCGCCGAUGGACGCGGCGCGCGCGGACCCCGCGGCCGAACAGCCCAUCACGCGACCGCUGCGGUCGCCACUCUCGCAUGACGUACGCGACAAGGAAGUCACCGGCUACGCAACGGCUCCAAGUUUUGAGUAACCGGCAGCACACAACGUUUGGGGCACCGUAGCGUGGAGGCGUAGCCAGUUACGUCGGAAGAGCGUGACGUCAACAAGUGGCGCAAGUGUCAUGGUCUGGGCCGCCGACGUCACGGACAUUGCGAGCACACGCGCACGUGGUGCUCAAACCAUGCGAGAGUUCGUCCACGUAGGGACUGUAUAUAGAACCGGCACAAUAUAGAACGGUAGAGUGCCAGCGUAAUAGGAGUCGCAAGACGUGAAGGUGAAGUUGUCGAUGGCGUCACGAAUCACGUGAUCGGCAGAACGCGCGAGAACCAGUGAAAGUGAGAGGGAGACGCUGCUUUGCUUACGCUGACCGCGCGUGUGCGAGAGGGUAUGCCGACUUAUUUUGAGGAUUGAAAGGGAACGCGUUGAUUGCCGCUGACAUUUUGUAGCUGCGGCGCGCUGUUAGUUCUCUAGCGAAGAAUCUAAUAGUGAGUGCCGUAGUAAUGACAAAGCACACACGGCGAUAAAUAACAGCAGCCGAGCUGAGUGAAAUUGUUGAUAAAGGGUCCUUAGACGUAUUUUGCGCCAGUCGAAAAAAUUCAGAAGUGGCAUGUUGCACCGGGUUUGACGGUGAUGCGCAGUCGUUUCCAGUGGCAGGAAGAAUGAAGGAGAGAUCAAAACGUUGGGCCAAUGCAUGAAAUCACCACCCUUCUUGGGGGAAGUAUACAGUGAAGUGUCACGAGGGAAUUCAUUCAUUAGUCAUCUUUGCGACUAUUGACACGUACGUUAGCACUCGCCGUAAACAAUGACCAGUUGAUCUUAGAAUAGCAACAACUAUACAUAAAGUACAGCGGUGCGAUGACACAGAAGUGCCCGUGCCCCAAGCUUUACAACAUGAGAGGCCACCAUUCCUAAAUUAAGCGAAUGCACGGGAAAUAAGUCAAAAGCGUUCCUCGCAAAAUGUGUUUGAGCUACAUUAUAUGUGCAUCAGUGACUCAGAGCGCCUUGCAAGAAGUUGUUCUUAGUGAUAUAAUUUCAAGAAGCAACAAUUCUAUAAACUUUCUGCCUCGCAGGAUUUUUAAUACUAUGCACACCUCCUGCUAUUCCUUUCAUUUAUUUCAGUAUUCCAUUAUUUCUUCAUCAAGACAAAGCCGAUGCAGAAAUUGUUAGAAAAAUGAUGUGUGAGUCGGUCUCACAUGGCAGAAUUGUUCAAGAAAUGCACUGAUUGUGAACAAAGGUCCGGUCUGGGAGCCGAAACAUAUUUUUAUGAACUUCGUAAUCUCGAUGUUGUUUAAUUUAUGAUUUUUCCCUGCUAGACGAGCUUUCAUCAGACUCUUGCUUUUAUCGGAUGCUUUGCGCAGUUUGUUAUUGUUUCAUACCCUGCUUGUUCAACCAGCUAAUCUGUGUUACCCUAAGUUCUUUCUGUGAUUUGAAGAAGUAAAAUAUUUAACAAAUAUUG
Messenger RNA from Dermacentor albipictus, 3949 nucleotides. RefSeq lists its product as uncharacterized. The record is from RefSeq and is a predicted model, not a curated record. Lineage: Eukaryota; Metazoa; Arthropoda; Arachnida; Ixodida; Ixodidae.